Molecule: messenger RNA, 7075 nt
Organism: Venturia canescens
Lineage: Eukaryota; Metazoa; Arthropoda; Insecta; Hymenoptera; Ichneumonidae
Gene: RasGAP1
Product: Ras GTPase activating protein 1
Exons: 14
Coding region: 210-3164 (984 amino acids)
Biological process (GO): intracellular signal transduction; regulation of GTPase activity
Source: RefSeq, a predicted model, not a curated record
UUUUUUUUUUUUUAAAUUUUUAAUUUUUUAUAUUUUCAACCUUAAAAUCCACCUUGAAUUAUGUUUUUGCCGUUGAGAUGGGCUUUGUUCUGAAGUUGUGAAUUUGUGAAGCCAAAAAUCUUUUGAGCCGGGGCCAUGGAUCGCCUGGAACGAGAGACGUUUACUGUGCCUUAUCCCUCGACCAGGAGGAAAUAUUUCGCACUACCACCAUGGAAAGAACCCUCAACCCAUUUUUCGGCGAGGAGUUUCAAUUCGAGGUGCCGCGAAAGUUUCGCUAUCUCGGUAUUUACGUGUACGACCGGGACAGGCACUUGAAGCAGGACAAAAUAUUGGGCAAAGUUGCGAUAAAGAGAGAGGAUCUCGCGACUUAUCACAACAAGGAGCAUUGGUUUCCGCUGAGGCCCGUCGACGCGGAUUCUGAGGUGCAGGGAAAAGCGCAUUUGGAGUUGGCCCUGCAGCCUCAAGCUGGUCACGCCCAGCCAAAGCUCACAGUUCGAGUCAUUGAAUGUAGCGAAUUGACGAUUAAAAAUGGCGGCUGUGAUCCAUUCGCUACUGUCACUGUACUUUACAGCAAUGGCAAACAAAUAUCCAAGCGUACGAAAGUCAAGAAGAAAACUGUUUCUCCAUAUUUUAACGAAACGUUCGUUUUCGAGCCGGAAUUGACGGAGUCGAAGGACAAGGACGUUUCGCAUUACUCGAUCGAUGGAGAAGUGGGCGAAGUGGUCGUCGGCCUUUGGCACGCUUCUCCAGGAAUGGGAGAGCAGCCAGCCUUCCUCGGCGAGGUUCGGGUGACCCUGCGUGGCCUGCAGAAGCAACCGACGAGCUCCACAACGGCUUGGUACUUUUUACAACCUCGGUCGGCCAAAAAUCGUCCUAGCAAAAUAACGAGCAACGCAACUUCGCCCUCGACGAUAUCCGGACUGGGCUCGUUACGAGUCAAAAUUCAUUACACCGCCGAUCACGUUUUCCCCUCGGAAAUGUACGACAGACUCAGACGCCUCCUCCUUCAAAGCGUCGGCAUCCAACCCAUCACUUCGUCCGCUGUUUAUAUCCUCGGCGAAAUAGUCUCCAGCAAAAUGGAAGCUGCCCAACCGCUCGUUCGCGUUCUCGUGCAUCAUGGCCAACUUGUUUCCGUCAUGCGAGCUUUAGCUAGUCACGAAAUAUCCAAGUUGACGGACCCAACGACGAUUUUCCGAGGGAACACGUUAGUGAGUAAAAUGAUGGACGAAGGGAUGCGCCUCGCUGGAUUGCGUUACUUGCACAGUACGCUUCGACCUGCGAUGGAGCAAGUGUUUUUGGAGAGAAAGCCGUGCGAGAUUGAUCCAACGCGAGUCAAAGAUUCCAACACGAUUCAAGCCAAUUUGGCGAACCUUAAGGAAUACGUCGAAAGGGUAUUUACCGCGAUAACGACUUCCGGCGUGAGAUGUCCACCUCUCAUGUGCGAAAUGUUUUGGUGCCUCCGCGAACUCGCCGCCACUCAUUUUCCUAAGAACAAAGAAGUUCGCUACUCCGUCAUCAGCGGAUUCAUUUUUCUACGGUUUUUUGCACCCGCCAUCCUCGGCCCGAGACUUUUCGACAUCACCAACGAACAGAUUGAUACUCAAACGAACAGAACGCUCACCCUCAUCUCCAAGACAAUACAAAGCCUUGGGAAUUUGGUUAGCUGUCGUGGCGGGGCCGGAAGCGUCUGUAAAGAGGAAUACAUGGAAUGCGUUUACAGGGAAUUUUAUACGGAAAAACACAUUCAGGCGGUGAAGCAAUUUCUAGAACUUAUUUCGACGAGCAGCAGCAGCGGAAUCAACAGGCAAAGGCCAACGAUCCUGCAGGAACAACCAGUCGUACUGAAAGAAGGAACGUACUUUCUCUUUGUGCACUCGGCUGAUUGUGGCAAGAGAGUCAUGAUCAAAAGGGCCCAAGGCCGGAAACGCUUCGGGCGUAAAAAUUUCAAGCAGAGAUACUUCAGACUGACUACGCAAGAUUUGACCUACUCCAAAACGAAAGGAAAGGAGCCCUUGUGUACAAUAUCGCUGGAAGAAAUUCUAGCAGUGGAGAGGCUGCACGAGGAUUCAUUUAAGAUGAAAAAUAUGUUUCAAAUCGUUCAGCCCCAGCGAGCGCUUUACGUUCAGGCUGGUAACUGCGUCGAGGAGAAAGAGUGGAUUGAUAUUUUGACGAAAAUUUGUCAUACCAAUAGCAAUCGACUGGAGAGGUAUCAUCCCAGUGCUUACAUCAACGGACAUUGGUUGUGUUGUCGAGCAAUGUCAGAAAUAGCGCCAGGGUGCAGCGAAGUGUCGCCGGGGAUCGAGGCCGGAUUGCGGAUGGUUCUCGACCCCGAUCGGGACCUGCAGCGGAUCCAUUCCCUCGUAUUCACCAACAUGCCGCGUCUCGAGACUCUCAUGAGCGCUUGCGAGUGUCAGGCGGUUUACGGGGCGAGCGAAAUGUGCGUUUUGCCAGGCGGAGGCUCGCCGAUCGAGGACGUUCCUUCGUGCUUCAAAACCCUCAACGCCCUGCGGGAAGCAGCCUUCGCUUUGCAGCACGAGCAUCGCGCUUAUUUCCGGAGAUUGGCGCGGGACACGAAAUACGGUAGCAAGCAAGCCCCGAUCGGCGACGACAAUUACUUGCAUCUGGCGGCGCGAGCAGGCUUCGACAGUCAAUUAACAAAGCGUACGUACGAGAACGAGGUCGGUUUGAAUUCGAGUACUCGAUUGACGAUGGACAACGAGCAUUAUUGCGAGGGAAUGAACCGGCGAAUCGAGGAGCGUCGGUACGACGAUUCGAUGCGAAAGUGUUUGGAUUCGGACUCGAUAAAUCGUCGUUACGACAAGGAUAAUUCGAACAAUUCGGUGAUGCGACGAUGCUACGAUAGCAGCGAGACGAUGAGGAGCGUACAAAACGAUUUAAUCAAAUUCGACAACGGCUUGAACAGUUCUUCGUUGACGAGGACCGGGGAAAGGAAUGGGAACGAGAAUCUCGAUAACAAUCGACGUUUGAUCGACAAUACAAGUAUUUUGACGAGCGAAGGAAUAAGCUUGUCAGGAACGUUGUCAAGAAAAUUAAGCAAUUAUGAGAACACGAGGAAGAUUGAUGAUUCGACGUUGAACCGACGUUUGAGGGACGAUUCUUCCGAUAUUUCAUCGUGUUCCAUUAGCGGUCGUGGCAAUCAUUGACGUGACAUGAAAAAUCGUCGAAAUUUAUCAUUAUUUAAUAUUAUUAUUAUUAUUCAAUUAAUUAAUUCAUGAACUAUUAAUUAUUGGUAAUCGUUAAGAGGAAAUUCUCUCUCUCGUUCCUGAAUUAAUCGCGUUUUAGCGAGAAUAUUAUCGCGAGAGUAUCGGCAAACGUACCGGAAUCAUUUGUUUUCUCAUCGGAAAUUCCCAUUUUUUGCGCUAUCCUCGUAAAUUUUCUUCAACGGAGCUUCACAAUUCGCGAAUUUUCGGGGCCCAAGCCCCCCAUUUUUCCCUCACGUUUUAAACCCUCUGCUCGAAUAAUUUGCUCUCGCAAGCCUCGCUUCGAUCGAAAUCUCUACUAUUUAUUUAUUUAUUCUCCCGAACAAUCUGUUGGCUGCCCCUUUUUAGCCACUCGAAAAGGCACAUUUGAGGGAAUUAUCUUUCCGUGUGAUACAUGACACAGCGCGAAAGUGCGAAAACGAUUAAUUAGGCUCUUCGAAAGCGCUCCGAAGAUUAGAGUAAUCUCAAUUUCUUUCGAUCGUUCCUCAAUCAGCGUGCAUUUCACGUUUUUCAAUUUUUUUUCGGCCCGAAAAACCUCGAAUAUUGUUUCAGACGCGAUUUUUUAGUUCCACCAUUUGACAAAGUCCUAAAGACCCACAUUUCGGCUUGCAUCGAUUGGAAACCGAAAUUUGAGUAACAUCAAUAUUUGCUGUCAAAAAGAAAUUCCAUACUUUUUCAUUACACCAUUUUCACCUAAGACGAAAGAGAAAAACGCGAACAAAAAACCACGCAACAACGUCGACCCUCGAGAAAUAACGAUCUAGAUAGUUGCCACUGAACUGAAUUAGCUGUAGGCCUAAACUAACGACUAAAACCGCGACAUUUUCUUCCUUCAUUUCUCUCAAUGCUGAAUCGCAUUUACAAUAAAAAAAACAAACAAAGUGACAAAAUACUGAAACAAAAAUGGUCGCAAAAAGGGCGUAUCACUGAGAAAAAGAUCUUGUUAGGUUAUGAGUUUUUAAAAAAUUGACCAUUUUUUCACGCAAACGUUCGAGCUGAAAAAGUUGAUUUUUUUUAUCCCCUCAAAGAUAGAAAAAACUCAUUUGUUUUCGCACCGACAAACCCGGGGGAGCUCGUUCGCCAAGUUUUGUACCUUAAAAAUGCAGAACUCGGAGUUGGUGCUAAAUUUUAAAAGCCUGACACACAGUUUACAAUGAUCAAACCAUUAUUAUUAUCGUUAUUACAAUUAAUUAUUAAUUAUUAAUAUCAUUUGAUGAAUAUCAUUGUAAUAGAUGUUACAAUUAUUAUAAUUAUUUCUACUAUUAUAAUGGAUUAUUGAAACGUUGAAAAUUGCAAUUGUCAGUACAAUUAAAUCGUUAAAUAUAUAUAAAUAUAUUUAUAUAUAUAUACAUUCAAGGUUCGAAUGAAACCGAACGAAAUAUUAGUAAGGGUGAAAUAUUUCGAGAUGGAAAUGACAAGAGAAAAAUAUUCUUCACAAUUUUUCUCUUUAUAUUACCAUUGUCAAAUAUGCCAUAUUAAAGUUAUGAAUAUAUAAGAAUUCCCUCCAUUUUUAGUAGCCAAUUAACGAUCGAAAUCGAAAGCGUUAAUUGACCGGUUAAAUAAAUUUUUUUUGUUUUCUUUUUCUCUCUUUUUCUCAUUUUUUUCAAUGAACACCAAUCAUUUAUUUUGUACAGUUAAACAAUUACGAUUGUUAGAGAAAAGUGAGAAAAUCGAUGGGGAGUAGAGAUAAAUGUUAUUCGAAUUAUUCGACCAUAUAAAAACGAAAAAAAAAAAAAAAAAAAAAAAUUCGUAAAAGAAGUAAUUUUUCAAUGUUUUCAGUAAAUCUUUGUACAGUGUACAGAAUUCUUCGUUUUUCACGGUUUUAGAUUAAAUAAUGAAUUUUUUGACCCUCGAUUUUAGAUUAAACGUGUACGGGGGCCUCGAGAUCGAUGGUACGAAGGCUUUCGGGAUCAAACUUCCAGGGGACUGGAGUCUUGGAAUGAUUUUUCAUUCGCUUCUCCUGACGAGUCGUCGAUCAUCGAAGUUCACGGCAGUCUGUUCUUCUGACGAUGAUAUCGUCGAAACGGUUGGAGAUAGAGCGACGAUGUAUAGGACCAAUCUUGUAGAGCGGUAAAUUUCCUACGAAAAAGUCCUUGAAGAUUUUUUUUCAUCACUAGUAGUUUAGCUCCGAGAGCGGAUCGAAGAACAGCCUGCGAAAUUACUUAGCACGACACACGCUCACCUUUGACACGUGCUCAGGCCCGAACUACUGGGAAUAGAAAAAAAAAUAUUCAUCACUUUUUUGUAGGAAAUUUUGUGCUCUACGACUUUGGUCCUGUGGAGUUUUGCCCUAUGAGCAACGGUUACGGCGAUAUUCCCUAGGAAAGCAAAAUUCGUCGCUCCUCGGGAGAAGUGAUGAAAAAUAGCUUCCACGACUCUUCGCCUUGGCAUUUCGUCCCAAAACUCGAGUCUACGUUUUGUACCUCCCGCCUCGGGAACCCCUGCACUCCUAAGGGCUAAUAUUUAGGCGAAAUACGAAAAUAUAAAGGCAAAAAGCCUUCGUAGCCAAAUCAAAGUGUACAGACGUCAAAAAAAAGUAAAAUGCAACAAAUAGAUCCAAACAUUGUGCUUCGGGAUCGACCUAAACAUAUCUCAAGAGUAAUAAUUCAAGAUAAACCCUUUCUCAGCUUUCAAUAAAAAGUGGCUUGAAAGUUUCGUGGACUAUUAACUAAAUGAUAAUGAUAAAAUAAAGGGAAAAGCGUUUCGUGGUCCAAGUUAUGUACAAGUUAGCUCAGAGACAAUCGGAUUACGUAACUUUAAAUCCAUUCGAUAUCUAAUAAUAAUAAUAUUCUCCGACAAACGAAAACCAGAUUAUUUCCAAUACUUUACGACUUUGUUUCCGCUCGAUGAUUUCCCCUUGGCCCCGAAUUUAUCAUCAACAACCGAAAAAAAUGUCUGAUUCCAUCAAAAAAUUACGAAAAUCGAAACCAAAAUUUUCAUUUUUAAAAUAAAAAAACUCGAAAUUACAGUUUUACAAAAUCCUCGAAUAAAUUCGUCUUAAAAUGACUGUAAAAAUAAUAAAUCCAAACUUGAAAAUGAAAAAAAUGUUUUUUGGAGCCUCCAAAAAUGUUUACUCGAAACUCGAAAAUUCUAAUCAAAAAUAUCUUCUAUUUUUCAAAAUGUGAAUCGAAGAGCGACUAAAUGUUAGACUGCAACCUUCAGAGGCGGUUGAAGAGCGGAAAAUUUCUUCCGGAAUAUCUCUCAGAAAAAUAGGAAAAAAUGAUUGUUUCUUUUGAAAAACGUGUGAAUUAAGGUGCGAUUUAAGGUGAAAUGCGUGCGUUUUCAAAGUUGAUUUUAUAAAGUUGGUUAUGUUAAUGGUAAUUCUACUUAUGAACGGUAUUAUUUAUAUUAGAUAUUAUUGUAUUAAUAAUUUAAUAACGAUUUUGUAUAUCGAUUUAUUCUGUUGUUCUCUUCGUUGUGUUCACACCAAGUAACUAUUGUUAUUUUUUCAGUAAUAAAAAAAACACACACACACACAGAGUAAAAAGAAAAUGGCGAGAGAAAAGAAAUGAAAAUAUGAAGAAUCCUUAGGAUAGAUCGUGCCUUGAUAACAAGCAAAAGCAACAACAAAAAAGUUUAUGAAUAAAAAAGGAAUUUUUUCAAUACGAUGAAGUCAAGAUUUUCAAAACGUGUAUCAACCUUCGUUUUUCCAAGGCGUAUAUAUAUACGAAUAUUUAAGUGGGCCUGAGUGUGUGUGCGCUAAGGAGAAAAAUCUAAUUGUUCGAAUGUGAAUUAUUUAAUGGAACAAAAAUACUGUAAACUGCUCGGUGGUGCACGAGAUUUUCGUGCACUUUUUUCAUAUUGUACAUAUCGUUUUUUUUCUCCUGCAAUAAAAACAAAACGAUUUCCUCUAA